CUUUUUGUGUACGUUUAGCUUAGUAGCUAGCAGAGUGCAUAACGUUAGCCAACGUUAAGCACACUGUUGAAACAAUCACAUACAAUUCUGCGUAUAUUAUACGUUUCUGCGUAUUAACGGGAAUAUUUAGGGUUCAGUGAUGUAUGAUCAAGAUGAGGAUAUCCAAUAUGAUGAAGAUGAAGAUGAAAUCACACCAGAUUUGUGGCAGGAAGCCUGCUGGAUUGUCAUCAGCUCCUACUUCGAUGAGAAGGGCUUGGUGCGGCAGCAGCUGGACUCCUUUGACGAGUUCAUCCAGAUGUCCGUGCAGAGGAUCGUGGAGGAUGCCCCUCCCAUCGACCUGCAGGCUGAGGCCCAACACACGUCAGGAGAGGUCGAAGAGCCGCCUCGGUACCUGCUGAAGUUCGAGCAGAUCUACCUGUCCAAGCCCACCCACUGGGAGAGGGAUGGAGCCCCCUCGCCCAUGAUGCCCAACGAGGCCAGACUCCGAAACCUCACGUACUCUGCUCCCCUGUACGUGGACAUCACCAAGACCAUCAUCAAGGAGGGCGAGGACCAGCUGCUGACCCAGCACCAGAAGACCUUCAUCGGGAAGAUCCCCAUCAUGUUGAGGUCCACCUACUGCCUGCUCAGCGGCCUGACCGACCGAGAUCUCUGCGAGCUCAACGAGUGCCCUCUGGACCCCGGAGGAUACUUCAUCAUCAACGGCUCUGAGAAGGUUCUGAUCGCCCAGGAGAAGAUGGCCACCAACACUGUGUACGUGUUCGCCAAGAAGGACUCCAAGUAUGCCUACACAGGGGAGUGUCGCUCCUGCCUGGAGAACUCCUCCCGCCCCACCAGCUCCAUCUGGGUCAGCAUGAUGGCCAGAGGAGGACAGGGAGUGAAGAAGAGUGCCAUUGGUCAGAGGAUCGUCUCCACCCUGCCUUACAUCAGACAGGAAGUGCCCAUCAUCAUCGUUUUCCGUGCCCUGGGCUUUGUGUCUGACAGGGACAUCCUGGAACACAUCAUCUAUGACUUUGAUGACCCUGAGAUGAUGGAGAUGGUGAAGCCGUCCCUGGACGAGGCCUUCGUGAUCCAGGAGCAGAACGUGGCUCUCAACUUCAUUGGCUCCCGAGGAGCCAAGCCUGGCGUCACCAAGGAGAGGAGGAUCAAGUACGCCAAGGAGGUGCUGCAGAAGGAGGUGCUGCCUCACGUGGGAGUCAGCGACUUCUGCGAGACCAAGAAGGCCUACUUCCUAGGGUAUAUGGUACACAGACUCCUCCUGGCAGCCCUGGGGAGGAGAGAGCUGGACGACAGAGAUCACUAUGGCAACAAGAGGUUGGACCUGGCUGGUCCAUUGUUGGCCUUCCUGUUCAGAGGAAUGUUUAAGAACUUGCUGAAGGAGAUCAGGAUCUACGCCCAGAAGUUCAUCGACCGAGGGAAGGACUUCAACCUGGAACUGGCCAUCAAGACUCGCAUCAUCUCUGACGGGCUCAAGUACUCCCUGGCCACGGGGAACUGGGGCGACGUGAAGAAGGCCCAUCAGGCCAGGGCUGGGGUAUCUCAGGUGUUGAACCGGCUGACCUUCGCCUCCACCCUCUCCCAUCUCCGGCGCGUCAACUCCCCCAUCGGCCGGGACGGCAAGCUGGCCAAGCCCCGGCAGCUCCACAACACCCUGUGGGGGAUGGUGUGUCCUGCAGAGACCCCGGAGGGCCACGCUGUAGGGCUAGUGAAGAACCUGGCCCUCAUGGCCUACAUCUCUGUGGGCUCGCAGCCCUCGCCCAUCCUGGAGUUCCUGGAGGAGUGGAGCAUGGAGAACCUGGAGGAGAUCUCACCAGCCGCCAUUGCUGACGCCACCAAGAUCUUUGUGAACGGCUGCUGGGUGGGGAUCCACAAAGACCCAGAGCAGCUGAUGAACACCUUGAGGAAACUGAGGAGGCAGAUGGACAUCAUCGUAUCUGAGGUGUCCAUGAUCAGGGACAUCAGAGAGAGGGAGAUCAGGAUCUACACGGACGCAGGCAGGAUCUGUCGCCCCCUGCUGAUCGUAGAGAAACAGAAGCUGCUGCUGAAGAGGAGACACAUCGACCAGCUGAAGGAGAGAGAGUACAACAACUACAGCUGGCAGGACCUGGUGGCCAGUGGGGUGGUGGAGUACAUCGACACCCUGGAGGAGGAGACGGUGAUGCUGGCCAUGACCCCUGACGACCUCCAGGAGAAGGGCGUGGCCUACUGCUCCACUUACACCCACUGUGAGAUCCACCCCUCCAUGAUCCUGGGGGUGUGCGCCUCCAUCAUCCCCUUCCCUGACCACAACCAGUCCCCCAGGAACACGUACCAGUCUGCCAUGGGGAAGCAGGCCAUGGGAGUGUACAUCACCAACUUCCACGUGCGCAUGGACACCCUGGCCCACGUGCUGUACUACCCCCAGAAGCCCCUGGUCACCACCCGCUCCAUGGAGUACCUCCGCUUCAGAGAGCUGCCUGCAGGGAUCAACUCUAUUGUGGCUAUUGCCUCAUAUACUGGAUACAACCAGGAGGACUCUGUCAUCAUGAACAGAUCUGCUGUGGACCGGGGAUUCUUCAGGUCUGUGUUCUACCGCUCCUACAAAGAACAGGAGUCGAAGAAGGGCUUUGAGCAGGAGGAGAUCUUUGAGAAGCCCACCAGAGAGACCUGUCAGGGGAUGAGACACGCCAUCUACGACAAGCUGGACGACGACGGGCUGAUCGCGCCCGGCGUGCGAGUGUCCGGCGAGGACGUCAUCAUCGGCAAGACGGUGACGCUGCCGGAGAACGAUGACGAGCUGGACAGCACCAACCGCCGCUACACCAAGAGGGACUGCAGCACCUUCCUCCGCACCAGCGAGACGGGCAUCGUGGACCAGGUCAUGGUCACCCUCAACCAGGAGGGCUACAAGUUCUGCAAGAUCAGGGUCCGCUCGGUUCGUAUUCCUCAGAUCGGUGACAAGUUUGCCAGUCGGCAUGGACAGAAGGGGACCUGUGGGAUCCAGUACAGACAGGAGGACAUGCCAUUCACGUGCGAGGGCAUCACCCCAGACAUCAUCAUCAACCCCCACGCCAUCCCCUCCAGAAUGACAGUUGGCCAUUUGAUCGAGUGUCUCCAGGGCAAGGUGUCUGCAAACAAGGGUGAGAUCGGCGACGCCACACCCUUCAACGAUGCUGUGAACGUGCAGAAGGUGUCCAACCUUCUGUCUGAGUACGGCUACCAUCUCCGUGGAAACGAGGUGCUGUACAACGGCUUCACCGGCCGCAAGCUCACCUCCCAGAUCUUCAUCGGGCCCACCUACUACCAGCGUCUGAAGCAUAUGGUGGACGACAAGAUCCACUCCCGUGCCCGUGGGCCCGUCCAGAUCCUCAACAGGCAGCCCAUGGAGGGUCGGUCACGUGACGGCGGCCUGCGUUUCGGAGAGAUGGAGCGGGAUUGCCAGAUCGCCCACGGAGCCGCUCAGUUCCUGAAGGAGAGGCUGUUCGAGGCGUCCGACCCCUACCAGGUCCACGUGUGUAACCUGUGCGGCCUGAUGGCCAUCGCCAACACACGCACACACACCUACGAGUGCCGGGGCUGCCGCAACAAAACCCAGAUCUCGCUGGUGAGGAUGCCGUACGCCUGCAAGCUGCUGUUCCAGGAGCUCAUGUCCAUGAGCAUCGCCCCACGCAUGAUGACCAGCUAGGGGGCGGAGCUCCGUGUGAUGACCAGCUAGGGGGCGGAGCUCCGUCUAGGCACGUAAUUAUGUGUUGGAGGAAUGUCAAAGACAUCGUCUCCACAGAGUGAGAGGGAUGAAGGGAGAGGGUGAGGAAGGGAUGGAUUGCGGGGGUGAGGGAGGGAUGGAUGGCGGGGUGAGGUAAAGGGAGAGAGGGAAGAAGAGGAUAUUGGAAAGGUGUGCAUCAAGAGAAUGUAAAAUGAAACUUAACAGUUGGCUUAUUUUAGUGCCAACUGUCAUUUCCCUUUUUUGAUGUAUUGGAAGGCAUUUGUAUCAUUUUACUGAAAUGAAAAGUAACAUUUUGUCUCUGUUGUUUUUUGUAAAAUUAGAAGAAAUAAACACUUGUUUUUAAUGGGGUGUGAAGAGCUUUUAUUACAGUAAUUUAUCUGAGCAGCCACAGCUACCUCCUGUGAACAUAUUUUAUUACUCAUAACUCACCUUUUCAUGUAACCAAUCACUUCCAGUAUAACUGUACCAACACCUUAAAGUCAAAUCUGUUUAUUAGUAAUAUACGACACGAGUCACAUCAUGGUAUUAGUAAAGCCUUUCUUUCAAAGCGAAUACAACAUUAACAUACAAUGUCUGAAUGAAAAAAAUAAAACUUGAAGAGCGAAGCCUGCAGAUCCAGUGAGGCUACUCUGGAGCUGCAGGACUCCACUAACAGCACCCAUAGUGUGUCUACUCACACAGACACCUCCUCUUCCAAACCAUCUCAAAUGUGUUGCUUAUUCAACUAAGGCCUUACAGUACCACUGACAUCCAACUCUGUUUGGUUUGGUUGUUAAGCCCUUGGCAUGCAAGCGAUGGGAUUAUGUCAAAGUGCGAGAGUGUUUGUUUUGCCUGUGUGUAUGUCUCCAUCCCUCAGUACAAUAGCUCGUGUAAAAGCACGUCUGCAUGGCUUGCCAAGCCCUGUUAACGAGGAAGAAUGGUUUGUGUGCUUAACAGGAAGUCUGAGUUUUGUACAUUGAAAAUAACGGAAUGGCGGCUGUACUGUUUACAUUCAGGCUGUGUUGUUGACAAGUUGUUUUAAUUUGGUAUCUGUCUGUUCCUGCUUUAACCAACAAACUGCUAAUUUUAUGUUGAGCACCCAGACUGCCGCUAAGCUAAAAAAAAAAAAACAUUUAAAGGAAUAAUUCACAAAUAUAUCGUAAUCUUUUGGGGCUCAAGGGUGAGGCAGACUUGUAAAAUAC
Osmerus eperlanus (European smelt) is the source of this 4884-nucleotide messenger RNA. RefSeq names its product RNA polymerase II subunit B (gene polr2b). Lineage: Eukaryota; Metazoa; Chordata; Actinopteri; Osmeriformes; Osmeridae. Gene Ontology annotation, cellular component: RNA polymerase II, core complex. Gene Ontology annotation, molecular function: DNA binding; ribonucleoside binding. Bases 140 to 3664 code for a protein of 1174 amino acids. The record is from RefSeq and is a predicted model, not a curated record. Gene Ontology annotation, biological process: DNA-templated transcription. The transcript has 25 exons.